This is a messenger RNA of Pistacia vera, 2127 nucleotides long. RefSeq names its product putative D-3-phosphoglycerate dehydrogenase. The coding region runs from base 76 to 2052 and encodes 658 amino acids. Gene Ontology annotation, molecular function: NAD binding; hydroxypyruvate reductase [NAD(P)H] activity; glyoxylate reductase (NADPH) activity. The record is from RefSeq and is a predicted model, not a curated record. Gene Ontology annotation, cellular component: cytosol. The transcript has 4 exons. Lineage: Eukaryota; Viridiplantae; Streptophyta; Magnoliopsida; Sapindales; Anacardiaceae.
CGCUUCCACCGCUUUGAACUCAGUUCAGGUCAAUUCACUUCAAAGUUCAAUCUUCACUCUUAUAGCACCACAAACAUGGAUAACUUAUGUGUCCUGAUGGUCUGCCCAACAUCAACCUACAUCGAAGAAGAGCUUGAGAAAAGCUUCAAACUGUUGAAGUUAUGGCACUUUGAAGACCAAAACCAGUUCAUCAAGACUCACUGCAACUCCAUUAGAGCUAUUGUUAGUAGCGGCAAAGCUGGGGCGAACGCGGAACUGAUUGAAUCCUUGCCUAAGCUCGAGAUCAUCUCGAAUUACGGUGUUGGAUUGGACAAGGUUGACUUGAUUAAGUGUAAAGAGAAAGGUGUUAGAGUUACAAACACCCCUGAUGUGCUGACUGAUGAUGUAGCAGACCUGGCAAUUGGGUUGAUUUUGGCUAUGUUGAGAAGGAUUUGUGAGAGUGAUAGAUAUGUGAGAAGUGGGAAGUGGAAAAAGGGAGAUUAUAAGUUGACUACUAAGUUCACUGGAAAAUCAGUUGGCAUAAUUGGUAUGGGCAGAAUAGGCACAGCAAUUGCCAAGAGAGCAGAGGCAUUUAGCUGCAAUAUCAGGUACCACUCAAGAACUGAGAAACCAAACUUGAACUACAAGUACUAUCCCAAUGUUAUAGAAUUGGCAUCAAACUGCCAAAUCCUGGUUGCUGCAUGCUCCCUAACGGAGGAAACACGACACAUCAUCAAUCGAGAAGUCAUCGAUGCAUUAGGCGAAAAGGGUGUUGUUAUCAACAUCGGUAGAGGCCUUCUGGUGGAUGAAUCUGAGCUGGUAUCAGCGCUAGUUGAAGGCAGGCUAGGUGGUGCUGGACUUGAUGUGUUUGAACAUGAACCCCAAGUCCCUGAAGAGCUUUUUGGCCUUGAAAAUGUUGUGUUAUUGCCCCAUGUAGGAACUGGCACAGAGGAAACUCGCAAGGCCAUGGCUGAUCUUGUCAUUGGAAACUUGAAGAAUCACUUCAACAACAAGCCAUUGCUCACUCCUGCUGAUCCAAAAGGACCAAAACCUGAAAACCUGUACAAACUGCUCAAGAACAACAUACUUUCAGAAAACAAAAGACAAAAACAUUUUUUUAAUUUCUUAAAAAUGGAGAAAAUAGGUGUCCUAAUGACCACCCCAAUUUCCACAUAUCUUGAACACGAACUCUCAACUCGUUUCACUCUCUUCAAACUCUGGACCCAAUCUUGCAAGUCCGAGUUCCUUCGGCAAAACUCAAGUUAUAUAAAGGCAGUGGUGGGCGACACAAAAUGUGGAGCGGAUUCAGAUCUGAUAGAAUCACUGCCAAACUUGGAGAUAGUGGCAAGUUACAGUGUGGGGCUAGACAAGAUUGACUUGGAUACGUGUCGAGAUAAGGGUGUUAGAGUUACCAAUACUCCUGAUGUUUUGACUGAUGACGUCGCAGACUUGGCAAUUGGGUUGAUUUUGGCAGUUCUGAGAAGGGUUUGUGUUGGGGAUGAGUUUGUCAAGUCUGGGGAAUGGAAAAGUUGUGAGCUUGGAUUGAGUUCUAAGUUCAGUGGUAAAUCAGUUGGAAUUAUUGGUUUGGGCAGGAUUGGAUCAGCAAUUGCCAAGAGAGCAGAAGCUUUUGGCUGCCCAAUUAGCUACCAUUCCAGAUCUCAGAAAUCAGAUGCAAAUUACAAAUACUACUCAAAUAUCGUUGACUUAGCCUCCAAUUGUCAAAUCCUCAUUGUGGCGUGUGCUUUGACUGAAGAAACUCGCCAUAUUGUCAACCGCAAAGUCAUUGAUGCAUUAGGUCCAAAUGGCAUUCUCAUCAACAUCGGAAGAGGGGCACAUAUAGAUGAGUCUGAGCUCGUGUCUGCAUUGCUCAAAGGUCGAUUGGCUGGAGCAGGACUUGAUGUGUAUGAAGAUGAGCCUGAGGUUCCUGAACAGUUGUUUGGACUUGAAAAUGUAGUCCUCUUGCCUCAUGUGGGAAGUGACACUGAGGAAACCAGUAAGGCAAUGGCAGACCUCGUGAUCGGGAACUUGGAUGCACACUUUAAUAAAAAGCCCCUCUUGUCACCAGUGACAUGAUUGAGUUGGUAGGUAUAAAAGUCUGAAGUAGGGAUUUUUAUCUUCAGUAUUGAUGUAAAAUAGAUCAUAAUUUUG